ACAUGACCUAAAUUCCACAAAAUGGCACCGAAAGGAAGCCACAAAAAUCAAAUUUAACUCAAAUAGUUGCUGAUUUCUCUUCACAUCUAUUUGCAAAUAUGUGAUGCCCAACGCCUUUCUUUAGAGGAACAUAUUUAGCUCAUCUAGAAGAAGAAAAUAUUUCAGUCUGCUGCAUAGAUUUGUCACACACGGCAUUUUAUGAGAGCUUGUUGACAUUGACAACCAACUCAACUAACUGGCUCAGUUUUGCUGUACAUUUCUGUGUACAUUUUAUAAUGCUAAAAACUCUUUAAUUCCUGCCAUAAUGUCGUCCUCAAUUGAUGGAUUGGUGCCUACGAGAUUCUUGUGUCUCGUUGCUCACUUGAUAGUCACAAUAAUGAUAUUCUGGGUUCGGGAUUAUAAUGUGAAAGCAAGUCUUGCAUCUGGUUACACACAAGAAGAAUACACUGCUAAGGACACAGAGCUCAUCAUUGGUUUAUCAGUGGCUCUAGGACUUUUUGCUUUAGAAUUUAUAGGUUUCUUUGGAGGAAUAUCCAUGUUCAUGCAUUCACAGGGUCUUAUAUCAAUCACUGCUCAUGCGGCUGGUGCUGGUGCACUGACGUAUUUCUUCUUUUGGAGAUGGACAAUUAUCGAUUUCUGGAUGAUUACUGCUUGGGCCAAUGGACUUCCUGCCUUACUGGACUUGAUUAUUCUCAUCAACAAGCGUUGUAUUCGGAGGUUAUGAUGCUACAACUAAAGGUUUUUUAAUGCAGGGUUUAAAGCUACCCAAAAUUCUCCAUGGUGGAAAAUGUGCUCCAUUCAACUUCUGCAUCUCUAAACUUCAGAGAGAGAGGGUAACUGUCUUUCUGACCACCCCAAUUCACACACAACAACAUAUACCGGUAGUGGAACCUCCCUCUGAAGUUUGAGAGGAUGGUUGAGAUAAGCGUUUUAUUGUAGAAUGGGACCAUUCUAUGCAAUCUGUCACAUCAAACAAUUGUUUGUUUAAAUUUGUUAGACAACUUGCUCCCAAGUUGAAUGGUCACAUUAGCUUUGAAUGCUUUUACACCAUAAAGAGUUUUGGGUAGCUUACACAGUGUGAUGCUGCAUCAGAUCAAUGCAAUCAAUAGUAGGCCAUAUGGAAUUACUCCACAAGCAGUUUGCUUUUAGUAGUUUUGGUCACUUUCUAAUUGUUGUUAAUGAUUUAGAACCCUCAGGGUUGGAGGGCAACUUUCCAGUUUAAAACUGGAACAGAGGUUAUCAUUAUAAAAUUGUGCAGAUUUUGGCAGAGGACAACUAGCCUUUGACGUUUUUUUGACCACUUUUGUUAUUUUUAGGUAAUAGGAAAAGCAAUAUACAUACUUCAGCAUCAUAUACUCAGAAAUGUUUCCAGAUAACCAACCGAGCCUAAGGGGAGAGUGAUAUUAAUUCAAGUUAGCAAAGCUAACUAAUUUACUUCUUUCAAGUUAGCAGUUUGAAUACUAUACAUGUAACGGUAUACAAGAAGAAUAGACUGACCAGUGUUAAGGCUUUUUAUAUUCCUGAUGUACAGCGUUGCAGAAAAUAUGCUGAAAUCCAGCUUGUGCCAUGGCUCUAUACCAAUUUUAUAAUAAUGUGAUUUAUUGCAAUUAGCAAACAAAGCAAAGUACUAUGACAGAAUUAGAAUUCUGUCAUAGUAACAAAGCAAAGUACUAUGACAGAAUUAGAUUUCUGUCAUGGUAUUCUGUCAUAGAAUUCUGUCAUAGAAUUCUGUCAUAGCACUUUGCUUUGUUUGCUAUUCUUGCCUUGCAGGUUUGUGUAAAGUUUCUUUUUAAUGGUAAAUUCUGCUAUCGCAUGUCUUCCCACUUCAUAUGACAUCCAGGAAAGCAUUUUGAAGAUGUUUCGGUCGUAACUCAUAUUAAAGCGAGUGUCACAUCUAGGUUUGGCUUUGCUUCAGUAGGAGCUCAACUUUAUUUGAAAACAGACUCCAACCAAAAUUCGGGCAGCUGCUCUUCAUUUUACGUCUUGUUACAGUGCCAUCCUUUAUUUGCCUAAGAGCCGUGCUGAAUAUGAAGUAUAAAAAUGGCCAGGGCCAUUGUGCUCACCUCAUGUGGAGGAAAGAUGGAUAAAGAGCAUGGUAUUGUGUCAUGUAGUGUUAGGUUUGAUGUAGGUCCAAGCAAUUACCAUUUCCCCAAAAUGGCCAAUUUACAGUACAUUCGACCUCUGUGACCUUGAAAAGUAGGUCAAAUCAAAGAAGACCCGGGUGACACAUUGAAUGGUUGCUGGAAUUAGAUGUACCUAUGAUAUAAAAUUGGUGCCAAUCGGGCAAGUCAUUACUAGGAAUAAUGGCAUUUUGAAGAAUUUAGGAUUUGGCCCCCUCCCUGGAGGCCAAGCGGCAAAUCAGAUCGCACCAAACUUCGGUACCUAAGAUCACCUGACCAAGGGGUACAUGUGUACUUAAUUUGUGAUCAAUAGUCAUUGCAGUUAAGAAACGUGCCAUAGUUACGGCCUGACGG
Molecule: messenger RNA, 2474 nt
Organism: Lineus longissimus
Lineage: Eukaryota; Metazoa; Nemertea; Pilidiophora; Heteronemertea; Lineidae
Product: transmembrane protein 107-like
Exons: 4
Coding region: 305-724 (139 amino acids)
Biological process (GO): non-motile cilium assembly; protein localization to ciliary transition zone
Cellular component (GO): MKS complex
Source: RefSeq, a predicted model, not a curated record